AUGGAGCAAGACUACUUCCACGGUCUGCUGCCUCGUGACGACGUCGCCGUUCUGCUGACAAAACACGGUGAUUUCCUCGUACGAUUGAGCGAAGCGGAUACGAUGGGUGCAAGACUGGAGACGGUUUUGUCUGUGAUGCACGAUCCGAGAUCGCGUUGUAAAACUCGUGAUCCCGAAGCCAGAAUGGACUUUGUACGAGUUUUCCAUUUGAUACAUCAGCUUUCAUUCGGAUCUCGUCUACAACAGGUGCAGUUGCUUAGAGGGGUUGGACUGGCGUCAUGGGAAUUUCGUGCGGAACACGUGCAACUCGAUCAACUCAUCUGUAGGUUCAGCUGUGGAGAAGUACGUAGAGGAAAAAUAGUACGAAAAGAUUCUCCAAAAUUGGAAGUCGCUGUCAAAACG
Molecule: messenger RNA, 402 nt
Organism: Ostertagia ostertagi
Lineage: Eukaryota; Metazoa; Nematoda; Chromadorea; Rhabditida; Trichostrongylidae
Source: the annotation of a GenBank genome assembly